UUUUUUUUUGCCGUCCCUACUUGAAAAGCCAUGUGUUGCGAGGAAGUACAGAGACAGCAGUUACGGACUGCAGUAACAUGUAUCCUACAUCAAAGAGGUACCGCGUAGUGGACAAUGAGCACACUACCAGUCUCGAUAAUUUUCAAUAAGAUGGCAGCCGAACAGACGGACCAGACUUAUGGAACGUUAUUGGAUUACAGCGAACAAAUAGAUUUCAGUUGAUUUGUCAGACUCUGGAUAAAAACAGACACUAAUUAUGAAACCAAGUUUUUCUCGUCGACGGAAAUGAGUGUUCAGAAGUUUUUAAAGAUGCCUAUGCUCUAUAUAGUCAUAGAAUUGAUUAUUGCUGUUUUGUCUAUUGCUGGCAAUGUUUUGGUAUGCUGGGCCGUUGCCAUCAACACUACUCUGAAAAACGCCACGAAUUAUUUUUUGGUGUCUUUGGCGGUGGCAGAUAUUCUGGUCGGAUGUCUUGCUAUCCCUUUUGCCAUCACGAUCAGUAUUGGGCUGCAUUCGGACUUCUAUGGAUGUCUUUUUUUAGCCUGUUUUGUCUUGGUUCUGACCCAAAGCUCAAUAUUCAGCCUUCUGGCUGUUGCAAUUGACAGGUACUUGGCAGUCAAAAUUCCACUAAGAUACAAGGAGCUGAUGACGGGCAAGAGGGCCAGGAAGAUCAUUGCCAUUCUGUGGAUACUCUCUUUCGUGAUUGGCCUCAUUCCCUUCCUGGGGUGGAACAAGAAGCACGAAGUGUGCGGCAGGAACGCCAGCGUUGCGGAGAGCGGCGCUAACGGCAGCUCCAUGGCGACCGGCGGCGGCGGCGGCGGCGGCCUCCUGAACAGCUGCGAGCUGUUCUGCUUCUUCGAGAGCGUGAUGGACAUGAGCUACAUGGUCUACUUCAACUUCUUCGGCUGCGUGCUGCCGCCGCUGCUCAUCAUGCUGGGCAUCUACAUCAAGAUCUUCAACGUGGCCCGCAAGCAGCUGCGGCAGAUCGAGCUCAAGUGCAUCCACGGCGACAGCUCGCACAGCCUGCUGCAGCGCGAGAUCCGCGCCGCCAAGUCGCUCUCCAUCAUCGUGGGCCUCUUCGCCCUCUGCUGGCUGCCCGUGCACAUCCUCAACUGCCUGACGCUCUUCUACAACCAGCUGGAGAAGCCGCCGGCCGUCAUGUACGUGGCCAUCAUCCUGUCGCACGCCAACUCGGUGGUCAACCCCAUCAUCUACGCCUACCGCAUCCAGGACUUCAGGAACACCUUCCGCAGGAUCCUCUUCAAGCACGUCCUGUGCCGGAGGGAGGAGCUCUACCGCAGCUCCAACGGCAGUACAAUCAACAGAGAACAGGUCACCAUGACGAUCGAUCCGUUACUAUAGGGACGGGGGGGGGGGAGGGAGAGGGGGACGGUGAGGAAGGAGGAGAGUUCCUGUAGUGGUUUUUCUUUUUUCUUUUUUCAAAGACCAAUCAAAAGCGUGGAGAGAAAUGUUUACAGAACAAGGAGAUACAAGGUGUGAGCUGAAAUGGUGAAUACUGAGCACAAUGCCUUCGACGUGGGUUGUACAUUUAUGAAGUGAUAAGGAACCGUGGGACAGGUCCCAAAUAUUGGUAUUUUUUCUGUGCAUAUUGAUUUGAAGAAAAUCCAAAUGUUGUAGAAGGUGCGAGUUUUAACUGGACACACAGGACUACUGCAAUCUUCAUGAGAUUUGAGUCCUGAAUUCUGCCCCCUGCCCGAACCAAUAUUUAUCCUUGAGUACAUAAACUUGAAGCUUCUUCUUUCUAAGCCUUAACUUUGUCAGAGGAAUAAUGUGCAGUCAGUGUUUAUCAUUUAUUGUUGUUUUUUUAAAUAAUUAAUUUAUCAGCCUGUAGCAUUGAAAUUGGAGUAAGAGAAAUGUGUGCAUUUUAAAAAUGUAUUUAGGGGCACACACGGUUCUUGCACUUGCACAAAACACAUCAAACGGAAUGGUGUCUGUGGGUUUCUGUCAACAUGAAACACCUGUUGAGAAGCUCACGUCUAUAGCAGCAGUGAAUCUUUCCAGCUGCCAACAGAGAAUGUAGAGAAAAAUGAAAUAUGCUAGCUACUGUGGAUGGACCUCCAAUCAAUUAAUCCAGUUCUUUUUUUAAUGUGAUAUGUACAUUUUAAGUUAAAAGGAAACUGCUGUGGUGUGUUACUGUUAUGGACAAACACUUGUACACAAGAGCAGUGAUGUUUUAUCGUGAAGUACCGUCAUGUGAGUGUAGUGGUAAUUUUGUGUCUGUGGUUCAUAAAUGUUGAUUUAGCUCAGCUCAGGAAUAAAGUCAUGUGUCGACUGUCAAAAGCAAAAAUCCCAGAGAACAAAUCCUUGAUGACGGUGAAAAUCUGAAACGCUGCAAAGUCUUAAUGUUGCGAGAUAAAGGAAAAUGUAACACCUUGUACUUCAAAACAAAUUUUCCACUUACAAGGCAAGAUACACGUUAUUGUCAAUAGACUCCAUUAAUUCAUUUCGCAUUUAUAUUAAUUUAUCUGUAUCAGUUCCUGACAUUGUACACACAAAAAAGGCAAUUCUUUUAAAGAGGUCUAUUAAUUAAAAUCAUAAAUAUCAGAGACUGAAACUGCACGGAUCUAGUUUCCUGAAGGCAGACCGAACUUGUUGCAACAAGUCACUGGGGAAUAAGCGUGUGCUUCACAGAGAGAGACAGGCAGCACAGCGUGUUCUACAGAACACAGACCCUGAAAUUCCCCACAUCUGAAUCUGUGCAGCGGUGCUUAGCAUUCCACCAGUUCCUUCUGGCUCAAAAACAGGGCUACCCCCACGUACCCACUCCCAAUUCCGGCCUAUCUGUGAUCUGGGGGGUGGGGUGGGGCGGGGGCAAAUUCUCUCAGUUCUGCCGCCGCCCCUCACUCUGAUUAUCACUGGAGAGUAAACAACUGCCAGCUUUUGCCGGCCCAAGGCGAAAAAGCGAUAGGCAGCAAUGCCCCAUGGGAGGUUUGCGUGUCACCUCCCCUACACAGCCCUGGCUGCGCUCGACAGCCGGCUCGAAAUUACCCACUUUUCCUGUUUGCCGUGAGGUCAUUCACUUCCACGCGCUGCAGAUCUCCGCGCGCCGUCGCCGUUUGCUCGCCGUUAGCCAGCUGGCACAAAACCUUCCCUAUUUAUGUGUGCAGACAAACACGCACUAAGCAUACGAAACGAGUUACAGGCGUUCACACUGAAACAGCAGUAGGUAAACACUACACAGAGUCUCGGAGUGGGAGUGAGAGGGGCGGGGCCUUUAUUUUUUUUGCACUGAUGUCACAAAGGGCUCAGAAUUCCAGCCGCACGUAUAUCCAGUUGGCCUGCCAUUGAACUUCAGUGACACAGGCAGCUGGUAACCCAAAAAGACUGCCUGCCAUCUUUCAGAGCUCAGUCACUGUCUUGUCAGGUCAGACAUUACUGCAUCUUCCAUGAAGCCAUUAUGCAACAUUCUGUAAUAUGGAAUAGAGCAGUGAAGGUUCAUUUUACUUUUUUUUGUGUGUGUUUCGUUUAAAUGAUGUGACAGACAGCUCAGUUUUUUUAAGACAGGAAACCGUACACAAAGGAAGUGAAGCCUUUCAGAGCUACUUAGACAAGAUAAAGCCUGCGAAGAAACUCAGUUUUGUUCAUAGACAUCUGGCUCACAUUAAUGGAACUAACCAACAGGGUAUUUAUUAUUUUUUUUUUUAAAGAUUAACUAUAAUGUGUAAAUGAAGCUUGUUGUCAUGAAUUCCACUGGUGAGAAGUAUGAGAAGUAUAAUUUUUUUGUGAGAUAAGUAUUUUCUUGAAGUAUAAAUAGUUAAAUGUCUAGGUGUUCCACAAAAUGAAAUGAGCAUCCUGGUAUACCUUACUCCACAAGGGAAGGCCAUUUUACACGAUGCACUGGGACAGACCGAUAAAGCUAUCAGAAAACACAUUCCUUUCACAUUCCAGUCAACAGACUGCCAGAUGCCUCUCUGGCCACACUAUAAUAGACAAGUAUUUCUAAACUUAAAGGUAUACUAUGCACAGACCUGCAAACUCAUCAGGGGUGAAAGAGGAGACAAAGAUGCGAAGCCCCUAGGGGGGUCAGGGGGCAUGCCCCCCGCGAAAUUUUUUUUUUUAAGUAUCAGCUUUAAAAUGUGGAUUUACAGUAGAUUUUAGCAUGAGGAUAUAGGGAAAAACUCAUCCUAGAAUUAAUGUAAUCUUACUGCUAAUGUCCCCCUUACAUUACAAAAGUUUAGUUCAGGGCACUUAAAAAAUAAAAUAAAAUAAAUUUAAAAAAGUCAAGAGAGUGCAGAGCCGGGUCCAAAAUUGUAUUAAAAUGCAUUGAAUCCACUAUACAAUAAAGUUGAUCAAGCAAAACAAAAACACAAUAUGCACAACAACUGACAAAUCAAAUGGAAAACACAGCUUAUGUUAUAUUUUGGUAGAGAAAGAGAGAGUUUUUAUGGUGGCAAUAUGGUGUGGCAAGGCGUGUUCUAUUACACACAUUAUUUAACUGACUAGUACUGGUAGUUUAACUUAAGGCACAGUGGUGGCUGCUGAGCUGAAAAUCGAGGUGGCAGAAAACUUCCCCUGAUUAUUAGUCUUGACUUCCAAUCAUUUUCCUUGAUUAACAAGUCUGCCCACGAUCUGAAUAAUUCAAUUGUAGAUAAACAGUUUCCUUCGUCACGCCAUGCAAUGAAGAUCAUAAAAAUUAAAAAUAAAUUAUACACUCAAAAAUGCCAUCGAACCUGUUCUCGUUCAGAUGACAAAAUCUGCGUAUUCCAGAUCUUUGCCAUGAACAUUUUCGGAGUGUGUACGUUUAUCCACUUUUUAAUAUGCUAGUGUCGAUUGAAAUGUGCACAAUUUUGCGACGCAAAUAGAAUGUUUUUCUCGUCUAAACUAAUUGAGGAGAACUGUCUCAUAUUUAGUAAUAUGUCAUUUCUAAUCAAGUACAAUAAUUAAAAACAAGUUGACACCAUCAAAACGUUAGUUAUCAGUUUAAGGGAUUUUCUGCCUGCUCAUUUUUCAGCUCAGCACCCGUCACUAGGGCACCCAGUGGUUUUCUUUCACUUUAAAAACAAAACCAGGUCAAAACCUAGUAGGCCAAUGUGGUUUCAAGGACUGCCCCACUAUUGCGGUCCAGCCAAAAAUAACUAGCACUUAAGUAAGCGGUGGGUACAGACAAAUUAACAAUUAGGACGUUGGCUCUUCUCCAUUGCUCUCAAUAGUCUCCAAGAAAAUACAAAUAAUUCGAAAUCCACGCCUGCACAUCCGUUAUUAAAAUACUUGGUAGAUUUGUUAAUCACCGCUGAUGGCGUUCAUUUCUACUUGUUUAACCUGACUUUUGAAAGGUUAGCUAGCGUUGUCGUAAAAUUUAGUGUUAACACAUUACUACGAUUGCAGGUCAGGCACUCUUCACAGUAAGAAGAAAUUUUAGGGUAGCGCUUCCAGUAUUGCUUGUGUCGAAAGUGCUGCGACGGAAACAGCGAUAGAUUUACCCACGAGCCACACCUGUCCAAAAUGUAAACAAGUAAUAAGGCAGUCUUCACGGUCGGGGAAAAUUUUAUGACAGCUUCACCCAGCGAGUGAACAUCACAAACGGCGGUGGUGUAACAGUUAUUGGCUCAUUACUUUUGUGGCGAAAACUUGCUAGGUUACCCACUGUGGUCCUGUUUACAAUCAAAGAAGUGUCCUCUGUCCUCUUCCUGUCCUCAACCCCACCCACUCAUCUCCAUUUCUAUAUUUUGUAUGUGUUUUUAUACCAUUUUUAUUUUUUAGAUCCAUUUUUCAAUAGCUGUCGCCAUCGCGGAAAAGCAAUUCCAAAUGCUCCGCAGAAAUCUUAUCCCACCCACAGGGAAGAAGAGCACGGAUUUGGGAAAUGUGCAUAAAGACAGAUGUUGUCAGUGCACCAUAGAUAAGACUGAUCAUGAUUAUUUUAUAUUUUCAAGUUUAAAAAUCCUGCAUAAUAAGCCUUUAAUUGUGACUUUUCAUAUAUAUGAACCUGUAGCAAUCAUUCUAAAGUGUAAUUUCCAACCAUACUCAGCAUGACUGACAGUGGCUCCUUGACUUCAUUGAUGUUAAGUGGGUUGAUGAAGAAGAAUGGAUUCAUGACCGUCGCAAAAAAAACCGAUAACAUAUGUUAUGGGACAAUUGCAAUGCUUUUCAAGGCUGAAGUAGGCAUUUUCAAAAGAAGCCUCGUGUUUUGGUAACAUACUGCCUCAUGAUAUUUAUUUUUAACCCCAUCAGCUUGAUGAAGCUAGCAGACGCCCCCACAUAAACCCAAGGGCUAGAACGCAAUUCAGAAUGAGUACAGCGACCUCCAGUGUACUCCAAUGCAGAUGUAACAGGCAUCUGUACUGCGCUGUAUUAAGAAUCAUCUUGCAGCACAUUUCAUUGUACGUGCUACAAGCAUGUUUUGUGGGGUAAUCAGUUUGCCUUUUUGGUAGUUCUUGGGAGGGGGGGGGGAUGCAGACCACUGGGAAAAUACAAAAUGGCUUUCAUGACAUUUUUACCAUGUUACAGUAUUAUUUGUCACUACAAAGUGUGUACUGAGGGUCACAUAUCAGUGUUUAGUAUUCUCUGCAAAGGUUAACUGUCGCACCGCAACAUGCUUAGCGUAACUGUAAACUAGUACUGUUAUUUAACAAAGGAAAUUGUAUGUACGGUGACUUAUUUUGUUAAUAAAAAGCUAUGUUUGAGUAGAAA
Anguilla rostrata (American eel) is the source of this 6645-nucleotide messenger RNA. RefSeq names its product adenosine A2b receptor (gene adora2b). Gene Ontology annotation, biological process: adenylate cyclase-activating G protein-coupled receptor signaling pathway; G protein-coupled adenosine receptor signaling pathway; vasodilation. Gene Ontology annotation, molecular function: G protein-coupled adenosine receptor activity. The coding region runs from base 286 to 1359 and encodes 357 amino acids. Gene Ontology annotation, cellular component: plasma membrane. The transcript is spliced from 3 exons. Lineage: Eukaryota; Metazoa; Chordata; Actinopteri; Anguilliformes; Anguillidae. The record is from RefSeq and is a predicted model, not a curated record.